This is a messenger RNA of Bemisia tabaci, 2627 nucleotides long. RefSeq names its product RYamide receptor. Lineage: Eukaryota; Metazoa; Arthropoda; Insecta; Hemiptera; Aleyrodidae. Gene Ontology annotation, molecular function: neuropeptide Y receptor activity. The record is from RefSeq and is a predicted model, not a curated record. Gene Ontology annotation, biological process: G protein-coupled receptor signaling pathway. Gene Ontology annotation, cellular component: plasma membrane.
CGUCCUCCCGCGGCUCGGUCGCGCAGAGGGUCUCGCGCGUUUUACUCGCUGCGAUCUAUUCUCGCGAUUCACUCGCGCAAAUGUCGGGUCAUACCUCCCUGGAAUCACAUUUGAGGCCGACAAUAGCUCAACGUGAGAUCGAUCGAUCGAAUCAGAAGGGAGGAUGAAACAGUGCUUAGUAACAGAAAAUCGGAAGCAAAUCGCCCUCUUUUCGUGAGAUAUGCAACACGCGUUCCUAGGUGCAUCUAAAAUUGUAUUUACAUGAAGGAGCGACCACUAGCAAUGACUACGCCGUUUUUUCCAUUCAGUAUUGAAAAUCCUUCUACAAACGCCAAUCCAUAUCACUUAGUGUACUUAUAUUUCCUUACUUAACUUAAAAUCAUUACUUUUUACUGGAGGGUGGAGCUAUUUGGUGGUACUUUUUGAUCGUUUGAAAGAUUAUCGCGAGGGUAAACCAACCGCUUCGCGCAUUAUGACGAGUUUGGAAGAGCAGUUAUUAAUUUUUCAGCGGAAUUGUAUUUUCGUGGAUUGAUUUGAAAAAUUCCACGGCAAUGUGUCAUUUAUCCAUAAUCUAGUGCUUGCUUAAAAUCAAAUUCGUCUGUGAUAAUAGUGAUAGUGUGUGAAGUGCCAAAUGGAUAUACAAAUAAAUUGCCUGCGGAAGGAAUUUGGAAUAACAGUCACGCUAUGACCGAGUCAGCAAAAACACAAAGUCGAUAAGAUGAACAUCUCGGAGCUCGGGCUGUAUUUGUGGAACGCCUCAUCGAACGGGAGCGCAGCGGACGGAUAUUUACCGAGCCUGGAAGUUCUCGAGCCCGAGUUCCAAGUAGCGCUCAUCCUCAUCUACUCGCUCACGGCGACGCUCAGCCUUACCGGCAACUUGACUGUGGUCAUGAUCUUGGGCUUCGGCAAAAGAUCGUCAGGUGACCUGCGGUUGUUUCUGAUCAAUCUCGCAGUGUCUGAUGUUACAAUGGCUAUAUUUUCAAUACCAUUUACGUACACAAUGUUCCUUUUGGGCCGAUGGGUUUUCACGCCAUGGUUCUGCCCGAUCGUCCUAGGUAUGCAGCACGUAUCGGUAUUCGUGUCCGUGUAUACUUUGACUGCCAUCGGUAUAGACAGGUAUAAAGCAAUCGUAACUCCAUUCAAUCGGCGAAUAAAUAAAAACCAGAGCAAAUAUGUUAUGGCGGGGAUUUGGGUAGGCGCCUUUGCACUGUCCAGUGUCCAGCUUUAUGUUUCCUCCGCCAGGGAGUUCGUAUUUUACAAUGGCGAGACGUACUACGAGUGCACGGAGUGGUGGGACUCGGAGACGAGCAGUCAGCUCUACACGGUGUUCAUCUUCACGUUGACGUUCUUCGUGCCGCUAAUGGGAUUGGCCUACACCUACUCGGCCAUCGCCUGGUCCCUCUGGUGGCGAGUCUCCCCCGGCAACGCCUACCACCACCGGGACAAAGCUCAGACCAAGUCCAAAAUGAAGGUUAUAAAAAUGCUGGUGACGAUAGUGAUUUUAUUCGCCUUAUGCUGGCUUCCGUUGCAGCUAUUCCUGCUGCUGUAUUACUUUUAUCCGGAAAUUAGCGCGUACCGCACGGAGUCGGAGAAGAGGGUGUACGCGCUGUCAUACUUCCUUUGCCACUGGCUGGCAAACGCCAACAGCUUCGUCAACCCCUUGGUCUACUGCUUUAUGAGUGAUAAUUUCAGGGCAGAUCUGAAAGAAUUGCUCUGUCGACGAAUGAGGAGGCGAACACAGAGGCUCAGCGCGAGGAGCCCGACUGCGACCCGCGUCACCAUGUGUCCCAUGCUCACGACCACGGUGCACAACGGUGAGUCGUCUGACAAUGUGCUCAAGAAAUCGCUUUUCCUGCCCUGCCUCUGCAAAGCACGUAGUUCGAGUUCGACGGUGAAAUGGAGCACUUCUGUGGAAGAUCGCCUCUAAGAUUUUGCAAACAGCACAAGUUUAGACCCGUUUUAAGACUUUUUGUGAUUUUAUUGCUUAGUUUUUUCGAGUAUUCCUUAUUCAUAUUAAAUGAGACUAGUUUCAUGUAUUUUUUUACCCUUGACCUCAUUUUAUACAAAUUAGUUUUUUCCAAACAUUUUUCAAUGCCCCCGUAUCGAGCUCAAGAAUAUAAUAAAUGAGCCGCUAAACAAAUUAUAGAUUUAAGCACCACUCUCCUAUUUUCCAUCUUUAAAAGUUCACGAAGGAAGAAAUUCACGGAAUGGGAAAUGAAAAUUUCAUUUUGAGAUGGAUCUUUGGCGUUUACGAAGUGCAUUCUAUACGCACGAUCGAUAUAGAUUUCAAUUAUAUACCAUGAGAGAGAUGAUUUUAGAUACGCGAAACGUCAAUCUCAGGAUCAAUACUGUAGAGAUGUUUUAAAAAACACAGUCGAAUGCGCAUUAUUCAAACACAGAUCGAUUGCAACAGCUCGAUUGUUCUCUGUAUAUUAUUUAAAUGGGUUAAAUCCAGUCUCGCUCAUUUUUGUGCGUUACCACUGAUUUAAGAAGCAUUAGCACUGAAAUUCCCUACGGAUGUUUUCAAGAGGAAAUUGCAUGAUUCUAAGAGUAUCUGAUGUGAAUUUCCCUUUUUAUUUCGUGUAUUAAUACUUUGUUUCAAUUAUUAAACAUUUUACCUCGGAAAA